Aspergillus pseudoviridinutans is the source of this 1368-nucleotide messenger RNA. RefSeq lists its product as uncharacterized. Gene Ontology annotation, biological process: lipid metabolic process. The transcript is spliced from 2 exons. The coding region runs from base 1 to 1368 and encodes 455 amino acids. NCBI's taxonomy places the organism in Eukaryota, Fungi, Ascomycota, Eurotiomycetes, Eurotiales, Aspergillaceae. Gene Ontology annotation, molecular function: phosphoric diester hydrolase activity. The record is from RefSeq and is a predicted model, not a curated record.
AUGGGCUUCUUAUCCGCCCGCAAAGGGCGCUCUCCGCAGUCCUACGAAUUUGUCCCGACGUCCCCUCCCUCCGACGGCCAAGACGAACUGCAGCGCGAUAAACCAGACAAUCAUGCUUCUAUCGAGGAAUUACAGGCAGGCAUCUCAAUAGAUGAAUAUCAAUGUUCGGGCCAGGCCCGAUCUCGACUCACAUGGAGCCAACGACUGGCUGGGAUUUUUUCGCUCUCCUCGUCAAACGAGGAGAAGAUUGAAGAUGCUCUACCUCUGCUCUCACCGGCCACUAAACGCUCGAAACGCUCAUAUACGUCGCUCUGCGGCAUUGUGCUCUCAUUUUUCCCCGACGAAUUCGACAAAGCCGCUGGCCAUUGGCGGCACGUUCCGGACGACGACGUUUACACAGACGUCACACAUUGGCCCACCGAUGUCUCGCGGGACAUCAUCCCUGUUGGGUGCCAUUCACACAAUGAUUACUGGCGACGGGUACCCCUGUACGCGGCGUUGCAGGCGGGUUGCAUUGGUGUCGAGGCCGAUGUGUGGCUUAUUGACAACGAGCUCUACGUCGGCCAUACCUCCACGUCCCUGACCGCGAAGCGCACCCUCAAGAACAUGUACAUCGAUCCACUGAUCAAGAUCAUUGAACGGCAGAAUCCAAUCACCCAGUUCCACCCAGCUCUCGAUCAACCCCUACAUGGCGUCUUCGACACCGACCCGUCUCAAACCCUCAUUCUCCUCAUUGAUUUUAAAACCGAUGGAGAAAAGACAUGGCAGAGUGUAAUGGAGAAUCUGUCGCCUCUGCGCGAGCGCGGUUAUCUCACCUACUUCAACGGCACGGGCCUGACCAACGGCCCAAUCACUGUUGUCGGAACCGGAAAUACCCCCUUCAAUAUGGUCACGUCGAACUCAACCUACCGCGACAUCUUCUUCGACGCGCCACUAAACCUCCUGGCUGAAGACGAGGCUAUGCCUCCUUCUGCAGAUGCUGAUGGCCCACAGGACUCGGCAGCCACCACCGAGCAACCUACCGGAAACGCCGGCCAAGGCCUGUCAGGUAUCUCGGCCGGCGACAUUGGACCCGACACCUUCAACUGGACCAACAGCUUCUAUGCCUCUGUCUCGUUCAAGAAGUCCAUCGGGUUCCCCUGGGGAUUCCACCUGACAAACAAGCAGAUGGAUCUCAUCCGGGCGCAGAUCCAGGGCGCUCAUCGUCGAGGACUCAAGGUGCGUUAUUGGGGGUUGCCUAGCUGGCCCCGGAGUCUGAGGAAUCACAUCUGGACCGUUCUGGCGCGUGAGGGCGUUGAUAUUCUGAACGUGGAUGACUUGCAGAGUGCCACGAAGCAAGAAUGGAAGGUCAAGAUUUUUGAUUGGUAG